Messenger RNA from Bactrocera neohumeralis, 1370 nucleotides. Its product is annotated as glycerol-3-phosphate phosphatase-like. The record is from RefSeq and is a predicted model, not a curated record. The transcript has 3 exons. Gene Ontology annotation, molecular function: phosphatase activity. NCBI's taxonomy places the organism in Eukaryota, Metazoa, Arthropoda, Insecta, Diptera, Tephritidae. Gene Ontology annotation, cellular component: cytoplasm. Bases 76 to 999 code for a protein of 307 amino acids.
GUUAUUCAACGCUUGGGCCAGGCACUUAAAAUUGUUAAAAAAUUAUUUGGUUUCUCAAAUAAUAAUUUGUAAGAAAUGAACAAGAAGCCUACAGAUUUGGUCAAGCUAACAAAAGCCGAAAUGGCCAAGUGGCUCAACGGCUUCGAUACGGUGUUCACGGAUUGCCGUGGCGUGCUGUGGCUGGACAAGGUCAUAGACGGUGCACCCGAAGCCAUUGCAUUACUCAAAUCGCUCGGCAAGGAAGUUUAUUUUGUUACUAAUAAUAGCAAAAACACGCGUUGCGAAAUCUGGCAGAAAGCUACGGCAAAUGGAUUUGAAAUAGAUGAAUCGCACAUUAUAGCGCCUAUAAACUCAAUUGUUGAGUAUCUGCAGGCGCGCAAUUUUCGAAAGAAAGUCUAUAUAAUAGGCGCCGAGGCUGUACGCAAGUCAUUAACCGAAGCUGGUAUUGAAAGUUUCGGACCCGGCGCCGAACCAACACCAGAUAAACUAGACGAUUUGAUUGCACAACAAGUGGCCAAACAGAAGGCUGACAAUGUGGGUGCUGUUAUUGUGGGCUUCGAUAAACAUUUCUCUUUCGUGAAAUUGUUUAAAGCCUGCAAUUAUAUUAGUGCAAAUGCGGAUUGUCUCUUCAUGACUACGAACGCAGAUAAUAUGCUUCGUUUUCCCGAAUAUCGUAUACCUGAUACUUUUGCGGUUACGGCAGCUGUGGAGGCGUGUGUGGAGCGUAAAGCUUUGCAGUUUGGCAAACCGAAUCCAGAGAUUUGUCAAGAAUUGAUCAGGUUGGGGAAGAUUGUGCCGAAGCGUACGCUCAUGAUCGGAGAUGUUUGCGAGAUCGACAUGUCAUUUGGUCACAAGUGCGGGUUCCAGACUUUGCUAGUGGGUUCUGGUCCUAGUAGCGACUAUGAAUUUAAUGUGGUGCUAAAGAAUCCCAAUGUAAAUCCAGACUAUAUACCCGAUUUCAUUGUGCCUUCUUUAGGUCAUAUAACGAAACUUAUUUAGACUAUAUUUUAUGUAUUGGUACAUAUACAUAUACAUUGUGACAAAAAAGUACCUGGAAAUUGUAAAAAACGCUAAUUUUUUAAUUAUUGAUAAAUAUUUACUUGUAUGUUGUCGCCUUCAAAGUAAUAUCCACCAGAUGUGAUGCACUUAUGUUAACGAUUUUUUCAGUUUUCAAAAAAUCUUUUCAUAGGAACUUUUUGAAAUGACCUUCAGCUUCUUCAGCGAAUUUUGUUUUAUUUUUUCGAUCGACUGAAAACGGGUUCCAUUCCGAUGAUUGUUUAAUUUUUUGCAUGUCAAACUCAUAAACCUAUGUAUGUCUCAUUGGCAGUAAUAAUGCUCUCCAUGAAUAUGGGAUCGGAAUUCGCACGAUC